Messenger RNA from Rhincodon typus (whale shark), 3062 nucleotides. It is a transcript of the gene ccdc28a, whose product is annotated as coiled-coil domain containing 28A. The record is from RefSeq and is a predicted model, not a curated record. Bases 399 to 947 code for a protein of 182 amino acids. Lineage: Eukaryota; Metazoa; Chordata; Chondrichthyes; Orectolobiformes; Rhincodontidae. The transcript is spliced from 6 exons.
CAGGAGAAGCUUUCCGGGGUAGAGGGCGCAGCGGGCGGUCCCAUGGCAACCAGGGCCUUGCUCUGCUAAUUCGGCGUGAGGAGUGAAGAAAGCGGCACAUCGUGACUCGGUCAUCUGCUCCGGGGUCCAGGAGAUUGAAGACAGGUUGAUUUGGCUGGUUGUUGCGGUGAAUGUCCCUCCUCCCGGUAAACGGAGGUGGGUUCUCUCUCUCCGAUGCUGCGAAGCCUUUCGGCCUAGGCCCUCUUCCAUGGCCUUUCCUCCUGGGGCCAGAGGCACACCGACCCUCACCCGGCCUCGCUGACCCGACAUGUCCUCGGCUCAUCCAGCGCCAUUCUCUGCAGUAUAGCAACCAGAAGGGCUGGGAAUCCCGGCAGACUUUUCUCUGAAAAGUUGACAGAAUGGAGGAAAAGAAAAUGAAGCGCAGAAGCCCUAAGACCUCUACACAUCAGCAUCAUCCUCCAGUAACCAACAAGAAAAGCACAAUACCCAGUAAGAGUGUGGGCUUGACCAGUAGCACACAGACAACUGUUCCAAAACAAAAGCUGAAAAGGGUGGUAAGGGAGAAACCCAAACCACAGAGUAUAGCUGGGAAAAGUACACAGUCAGCCCCUCUUCAGCACUCCUUUCUCACUGAUGUAUCCGAUGUGAAAGAGAUGGAGCGAGGAUUGCUCAGCCUUCUAACUGACUUCCACUCUGGAAAGCUUCAAGCAUUUGGCAAUGAAUGUUCCAUUGAACAGAUGGAACAUGUGCGUGAGAUGCAAGAAAAGCUAGCUCGCCUGCACUUUGACCUUUAUAGCGACCUCGAUGAGCCAGUGGAGGAACAGAGGAAUAUAGCUCGGGACAUGCAUCUGGAUAAAUUGCUAACUAACUUGGAGGAGCUGAGCUCUUCGAUUCAAAAGCUGAACUUGGCAGAUAAUCAAGAUUUCCCAAGAGCAUCCACCUCCUGAAGAAUGGGUGGGAAGCCUAUGUCUAAUACUGUGCAAAUACUUAUUCACAGUAGCAGUUGAUGAAGAGAUUGCAGCAUGAUGCUUUCUUAUUACGGAAAUUGGUUCUGCUGUUUCGCACUUAUCACUUGUUCUCACUGGAGGUUCUCGAAGUCACUCCUCUGAAGCUCAAAGCAAUUGUCACCAAUUGCUGCUUACUGAUGCUAUGCUGGUCUUCAUGCUUCUAGUGAACAUUGUAUGGGGAAAAGCAUGUUUCUCAGAUUUGAAUGUGCUUUGGAAACAUAAGAUGAAUCAGUUGUCUAAUAAUUGGUUGCUGCGUUUAACUCUGUCAAUGUUCCUGCUUUUCCUUUUGGAGAGGGCAACCUGCUGCUAUGGGAGAACGUGUUUCAUCUAAGUGGGGAACAGUGUGUCCUGAGCAGGUCUCCGUGGCAGUGGCUGUAAUGGAAAACAUGUUGCUGGUGGAUUUCUGGGAUAAGUUGAGGCAAAUUGAGAGACGAAAGUGAAGUAGUACCAGAAGCUUUGGAAUGUUUUAUGUCACCAUUCACAGAGAUUUCCACUUGGGUUGAAACCAUCAGAUGUUUCUAAGCCUUCAUUUUGGCAUGAUGCUGUAGGGCUGCCUUCUUUCCAUCACUGAUCUCUCAACCAUUCUGAAGAACUGUCCCCAUUGGCCCCAGGACAGGAGCCAGCUGGGGAACUGCUACUUUCAAGGCUUGCCUCUGUCAGACCAAAUCCCAUUCCAACAAUAGAAUCGUGUACAGUAUCAAUCAGAAGCCCAACUACACAGUACAGGAGUAGGGAGCUGAUUGGAGUCAACACUAAAUUCCAUGGCUUAUCCUGAUUCACGUUGGCUCUAGCCGUUGUGAUCAUGUUCCAGUUGAAUUGUGGAAGCUGGGUGUUCUGACAAAGCAGAACAAGAGUUUCCCAGUGGUCCGACAGGGUGCUAGGGAGUGAAGGAGGAAGGAACCACCUUGAGCAAUCAGAGAAGGACUCUUCCAAACCCCACUGCCUGAAACCAGACCAGUUCUCAGAUGGACCCCACCAAAAUCAACAGAUCCUUGUCCUUUGACAGAUAAUUUACCGAGUACUGAUUAUGGGCUUAACUGACUUUGCAAUUGAUGUGGAAGACUGCUGUUUUAGUGACAAGAUUCUGGAGGGACUGAGGAAAGAAAACAAAAUCGUGAAAACCCUGACUGAAAUUAUUAAAUUACUAACAAAUGUAAGGACAACGUAUUAUUUUUAAAGGUCUGCUUUGUUUUAAAUGUUACUCUACAGUCUCUUCUGUAUUACAUCCCCCUUUCCUGGCAAAGCUAUUCUAACAGUGUCCUUGAUCAUGCUGCUAAGCUGGUUUGGAGAUGUCUCACCCUCUGCUUUUCCCUUCCUCCACAAGCAGAUGUAAGUGUAAAGGCACACGGGAGGGUGAGCCCCACCUUUGGGCUGGUACAUCACCUGCUAAUGUUGUUGAAAUCUUCCAGAGAGAAGACUAAAUUAAUAUGAGCUGAUUUUCUUUGGUUCUGUUCAUCACAAUGGUUUGCUGAGCUUGGGGGUUGAUUCAGACCAGUCAGAGGCACCUGCUGUUGGUGCAACAUGUAAUUCAAACUUUAUUGCACAUUAAUGUGUUUACAAUUCAUGCAAGUGCAAUUGUGGAAGAGUUCUACUAAUGUGCUAUGUCUGUGUAUAUGUGUGUGUAUCUAUGUACUCUUCUACAUGGGUUUGUCAUAUCUCUCAAACGUGCCACAAUUUUAGAUUUAAAGUGCAGUGUGAGUUGCAGUUUUAUUGUGAUUUUCUGUAACGUGAUCCUUUUGGGUUGGGGGAGAGUUGCUCAAUUACAGGUGAUCCUUCUGAUGCCUGAAUGGAAAGAUUGACCAUUACCGACAUUAAACUCCGAGACCGUUGAGAGGUUCCAGCUUCACAAACUGAAAUACGGUAUUUGCGAGUUGGACGUGGUGAAGAGAGUUAAUGGUCACCAAACUGCACUAUGGGUGAAGAACAGUCAGGGCAAUGAGGCACUGCUCCCAUUGAUUUGUUUCAUGUUACUUGUGUGUUUUGCUGUCUGUCUGCUGGAGGCUUAUACCAAAUCAUUGUAUAAUGAGAUAUUAAAAUGAAACAUGUUUGACCCUC